Boleophthalmus pectinirostris (great blue-spotted mudskipper) is the source of this 4222-nucleotide messenger RNA. RefSeq names its product low-density lipoprotein receptor related-protein 13 (gene lrp13a). The transcript is spliced from 21 exons. Gene Ontology annotation, molecular function: protein binding; calcium ion binding. The record is from RefSeq and is a predicted model, not a curated record. NCBI's taxonomy places the organism in Eukaryota, Metazoa, Chordata, Actinopteri, Gobiiformes, Gobiidae. The coding region runs from base 77 to 4207 and encodes 1376 amino acids.
GAGUCACCUGUUACCUUAUAAGUUCCUUUAGCAGCAGGUUAGUCCCUUUUGGUUUGUUUUAUUUUUAUUUGUAGCUAUGAGAUUAGUUUGUUUAAUUUCUUUAGCCUUAUUACAGCAAUCAGGGCUGUUACAAGUUAUUUCUUCUGGGACGGCUCCAUUGAAGUGUGGCAGAGGGUCCCAAGCCUGUGCCGAUGGUUCAGAAUGCAUUUUAUACAGCCAUGUGUGUGAUGGAGAGCCAGACUGCGAAGACGAAUCUGAUGAGGAAAACUGUGCUUCGGAUUGUACUGAAGCCCAGUUCCAGUGCGCUCACGGGAGGAAGUGUAUCGAUAAAGAGCAGGUGUGUGAUGGAGAGUCCCAGUGCCAGGACCGGUCAGAUGAGCUGCACUGUACAGCCACGAGUGACGGCUGUGUUCACCACUGUGACAACAAGAGCCGCUGUCUGCCUGCCAACUUCCUGUGUGACGGGGAGAGGGACUGCCUGGAUGGGACCGAUGAGGCAGCGUGUGAGGAUCAAGAUGAAGAAACCGAAGACAAAAAUAUUAUAACUGUAUCUGCACCUCUGAGCUGCCCUCUAGCGUCCAAACCAUGUAAAGACAACUCUGAGUGCGUCUCCUAUAACCACGUUUGUGAUGGGGAGGAGGACUGCAGGGACGGGUCAGAUGAGGAAGACUGCCAAUCAGAAUGUUCUAAAGAUCAGUUUCAGUGUGGGCACGGGCGCAAGUGCAUAGAUCAGGCUCAGGUGUGUGACGGGGUCCCUCAGUGCCAGGACCGCUCAGAUGAACUGGACUGCUCCGGGCUGGUGGAGGGCUGCGCUCACCAGUGUGAUGCCCGCAGCCGCUGCGUGCCCUCCAGCUUCCUCUGCGACGGAGAGAGGGACUGCAAGGACGGAACUGAUGAACUCAACUGUGUUGGUGAAGCGUGCAGCCACGAUGAGUUCCGGUGCAGCAGUGGUCAGUGUGUGGCGGCCUCCAUGCGCUGUGACGGCCACCCAGACUGUAUCGACCAAUCAGACGAGGACCUCUGCGCCAAGCCUCCUGUGUGCACCACCAAACAGCGCUGCCCCCAGAGCCGAGAGUGCCUUGUGCAAGAGUGGGUCUGUGAUGGGGACCAGGACUGCAGAGAUGGCACAGAUGAGGAGAAUUGCCCAGUGACUUCAGUGUCAUGUGGAGAGUUUCAGUGGACCUGUAAAUCCAAAACAAAGUGCAUCCCUGCAUCAUGGAGGUGUGACGGUUCCAAAGACUGUGAAGACGGCAGUGAUGAGAUGGAAUGUGAUGUGCUGAAAUGCCCCUCUCAUCAGUUCCAGUGCCGGACAUGGGGCUGUCUAGACCCUGAUCUGUUCUGCAACAAUGUUAGAGACUGUGUGGAUGGUUCAGAUGAAGGAGGGAGCUGUGGGGUCAAAUGCACAGAAGAGGACCGCCGUGGCUGCUCCCAGACCUGCGUCAGCACACCACAGGGACCCCGUUGCAGUUGUUCUGAAGGAUACAGACUCCUGGAGGAUGGAGUGACCUGUGAGGAUGUGGAUGAGUGUGAGGCCCGGACUCCUGUUUGCAGCCACAUCUGCACUAAUUUCCCCGGCUCCUUCACCUGUCACUGCCACCCAGGAUAUGUGAUGGAGGCAAAUAGGCAACACUGCAAGAUCUCAGGUGAGCCACUGCUAUUGUCAUCUGUCUUGAGUGACCUGUUUGUGGUGGGGCUUCGUACUGGCAGUGUGGACGUGCUGGAGUCUUCUACCAAAAAGGCCAUUCUUUCCGUGGACUAUGACUGGAGAGAGCGCAGGGUCUACUGGGACAGCUUGGACUCUGACAGCAUCAAGUGGUCUUCUCUGGACCACAAGGCCACUGGGACUCUCAUCAAAGGUGUUCGAGCUGAUUCAGUGGCUGUGGACUGGCUCGGGAGGAACCUGUAUUGGAUUGAUGGAGUAAAGAGUCAGAUCUUUGCCAUUCAGCUUCCAUCAGCCACUGUGAAGAGUCCAGAAUUCACAGUGAUCCUGGACGAAGACCUGGACCAACCCAGAUCUCUGGCUCUGCUCCCACAGAAAGGGUUGAUGUUCUGGACAGAGAUUGGCUCCAUGGUGAAGAUCGAGCGUGCAGGGAUGGACGGGUCAGAGAGGAGGGCUGUGGUGACCUCCAGUCUGGGGUGGCCUGUGGGAGUGGCCUUGGAUUCAAUCUCCAACAGAGUCUAUUGGACCGACCAGCGCCUCCGGGCCAUAGGGUCUGCCACGCUGGACGGGGACGACAUCCAGAUCCUACAGAUGAAGGAGACCACAAACCCUUUCUCUUUAGCAGUCUUCAAUGACAUGCUGUACUGGUCUGAAACAAAGAGAAGAGUGGUGCAGGGAGCCAAUAAAGUCACAGGCAAAAACAGACAAGUGCUUCUCAAGAGGCCCAGACAGCCUUUUGGAGUAAAGGUAAUGCACCCGCUGCUGCAGACCUCCACAGAAGAACCCUGUGAGGAUAAAGGCUGCUCCCACCUGUGUGUGCUGGCCCCGGGCCCCAGAGCCGUGUGCAAGUGCCCCUCUGGCCUCCUGCUGUCUGAGGAUGGACUCACCUGCUCCAGUUCAGUCAACACAGCCCUUCUCCUCAUGCUGGCUCCUUCUACUGUCACUCAGAUCUACCUACAGUCACGACACACCACAACGGGACUGAAGGACUGGCCUGAACACUCCGCUCUCCAACUCUCUGGCAUCAACCAGGCAGCCAUUUUGGAUUACAGCUUCAAAGACAACACUUUAUUCAUAACAGACGACAGCACAACGUCACUGAGCUACCUCAAAGUCAAAGAUGGAGCCCUGAGUUCCCCCCACCAGCUGCUUAGAAUCCUGGACGACACCAUCACUGCUAUGGCGUUGGACUGGAUCACUUUAAAUGUCUAUUGGAGUAGCAGUAAACAGCAGAGAAUACAUGUGACUUCUACUACAAAUGCGUAUAUGGCUGUAGUUAUCAAAGACGGCAUUGGGAGAGUGGACUCCAUCGCGUUGCAUCCUCAGAGCGGGUGCAUUUGUUUUGCUAAUCUGGUCGUGCAGGGCGGUGACUCUGAGGCCACCGUAGAAUGUUCAGACAUGGAUGGAGGAGAGAGGAGAGUGGUGUGGAAAGAUGCAAUGACCCCAACCUCACUAGUCUUUACCAGCGAUGGGAAAUCGAUCUACUGGGCAGAUACUAGUUUGGGAACAAUCAGCACUGUGCAGUUGGAUGAGGUCACUUACACAGAGUGGAAAGUGGGUGAUGGUUUGUCAGCUGUGACUUUGUAUGACGAUGUGCCACUAUGGAUGACCACUGGAGAUAAGACCAGAGUUUGGUUCCAAGAUGAGCAACAGCAAAACAAGAUGUGGUUUGAAGUGGGUACGAAAGUGGUCAGUUUGAAGGUGUUCAGCAGAGCCAGCCACAAAGGUUCAAACCAGUGCUCUGUGGACAAUGGGGGCUGCUCUCAACUGUGCCUGCCCACUGCGGAGGGGCAGUCCUGCAGGUGCACCCAUGACCACGCCCCCCUGAACUCCACCCACUGUCUUCCACGGCAACACUGUCCCACAGGAAGCAGGCUCUGUUUGGACCAGCUCUCCUGUCAGCCCAUAGACAAGUUCUGCAACGGACACGUGGACUGCCCUGACCGCUCUGACGAAAACUGCCUCCCUGUAAAUGAGAAGUCAUCAGAUAUGGUUCCUGGCCCCACGCACCUCCAGAAAUCUCCCCCAUCUAUGCCAUCAUUCCCCGAUUUGCCCAAAAACAAGAGCUCCUCCCUGAACAUCAGCGACGGACUUUGGACUCUGGACCUCGAGCAGUGCAGUUCCACCCGCUGCAGCGGUAGGGGGCGCUGUCUGGUGAUCAAUGGGGAAAUGCAAUGCGUCUGUUCUCUGCUGUACAGCGGUGAAUCCUGUGAGGAGAACCUGCUGAAGAGCCUACAGGAGCCUCUGGUCUACGGGGCUGUGGGGCUGAUCACACUUGUAGCGAUCAUUGUAGCAUUGGUGUUUUUUAGGAGGAAAAGGAAUGCUGAAACCAGUAGUGCAGAUCCCCCGGUCGUAAAGGAAACAAGCUUGACAGAGAUCGAGACCAAAGCCGAGCCCAGCCCCUCCACACAGACCUCCCCAACCGAACCGGACAAACCUGAGCUGUCAAUCAAAUGUCAUAUUAAGCAGUGUCCCAAAGAAAACCACAGAAGGAAGGAGGAAACGCAAGGGAGACUUCAGGAGCAAUCAUCAGAUAAAAGAAUCUAACUUUUAUUGGUUUCA